AACAGACUACAAAAAAGAGAGACACAGAGGGAGAGAGAGAGGGAGAGAGAGAGGGGGAGAGUAAAGUAAAGUGAGAAAGGAAUCGUCAGUGGGAAUGUUUGUGUUUGUGGCAGCCGGACUUCAGCUGCCAAGGUUUCAUCGGUUACAGGAGAGGAGAGGAGAGAGGAGAGGAGAAAAGAGAGGAGAAGAGAGGAGAGAGAAGGAGAGAGAGGAGAAGAGAGGAGAGAGAAGGAGAGAGAGAAGAAGGAGAGAGGGGCAGAGCCACAUUAGAAUCGUCUAGCUGUGCUGGGUACUGCCUCCGUUACUACUCUGUACGGAGUGAGAAGAUCCCCGCAAAACAGAGAGCAGAUAAGGCAUUUUAGCCUGUCGUCUGAAAGGCACCUGUGGAGAUGUAUCUCUGAGUUGACCAGCAGCGUUGUGGACCUGUGUGUUUCCCUGAUGGAGGCGGUCCUACUGGGUCUGGGGGAUGUGGUGGAGUCACGUCAGGCUCUGCUGUGGAGCUUUACCUGCUCAGCUCUCAGACACCUCCGUACACGGCACCUUUCUCACACACACAGGCCAGUGUACCAGAUGACGGAGGGCCGGCGAUGUCAGGUCCAUCUCCUGGAUGACAGGAAGUUGGAACUUCUUGUUCAGCCCAAGUUGAUGGCCAAGGACCUGUUGGAUCUGGUGGCCUCCCACUUUAACCUAAAGGAGAAGGAAUACUUUGGUAUUUCCUACACAGAUGAAACGGGACAUUUCAGCUGGCUACAGUUGGACCGGAGGGUUUUAGAACAUGAAUUCCCCAAGAAGUCUGGACCUAUUGUCCUCUACUUCUGUGUCAGGUUCUACAUAGAGAGCAUUUCCUACCUGAAGGACAAUGCUACCAUCGAACUUUUCUUCCUCAAUGCUAAGUCGUGCAUAUACAAGGAGCUCAUUGAGGUGGAGAGUGAGGUGGUGUUUGAGCUGGCCUCCUAUAUCCUGCAGGAGGCUAAAGGAGACUUCACCAGUAAUGACGUGACCAGGUCAGACCUUAAGAAACUUCCAGCUCUGCCAACUCAGGCCUUAAAGGAACAUCCAUCUUUGGCCUACUGUGAGGACCGGGUUAUAGAACACUACAAAAAGCUAAGUGGACAGUCCAGAGGCCAGGCCAUUGUCAAUUAUAUGAGCAUUGUAGAGUCACUGCCUACAUAUGGAGUACAUUACUACGCUGUGAAGGAUAAGCAGGGCAUCCCAUGGUGGCUGGGCCUGAGUUAUAAAGGAAUCUUCCAGUAUGACUACCAGGACAAAGUGAAACCCAGGAAGGUGUUCCAAUGGCGUCAGCUGGAGAACCUGUACUUCAGAGAGAAGAAGUUCUCCGUGGAAGUUCACGACCCCAGAAGUAGGGCGUCGGUGACCAGAAGGACGUUUGGCCACAGUGGUAUAGCUGUCCACACCUGGUACGCCUGUCCUGCACUCAUCAAGUCCAUUUGGGCCAUGGCCAUUAGCCAACACCAGUUCUACCUGGACCGCAAACAGAGCAAGUCUAAGAUCCAUGCAGCUCGUAGUCUCAGUGAGAUAGCCAUUGACCUCACAGAAACUGGCACUCUGAAGACAUCUAAACUGGCAAACAUGGGAAGCAAGGGCAAGAUCAUCAGUGGUAGCUCUGGCAGUCUGCUCUCCUCAGGUUCCCAGGAGUCUGACAGUUCUCAGACAGCUAAGAAGGACAUGCUGGCCGCCCUGAGGGCCAGGCAAGAGGCUCUGGAGGAGACACUCAAACAGAGACUAGAGGAACUCAAGAACAUCUGCAUCAGAGAGGCUGAGUUGACAGGGAAGCUUCCUAAGGAGUAUCCACUAGAUCCAGGGGAGGAGCCUCCAACAGUCCGGAGGAAGAUUGGCACUGCCUUUAAACUGGACCAACACAAGAUCCAGCCCAAAGGAGAGGAGGAGGAGCUGGAGCGUCUGGAGAGAGAGUUUGCUAUCCAGUCCCAGAUCACGGAGGCAGCGAGGCGACUGGCCAGCGAUCCACACGUGAGCAGUAAGAAGCUGAAGAAGCAGAGGAAGACGUCGUACCUGAAUGCUUUGAAGAAGCUUCAGGAGAUCGAGAACUCCAUCAAUGAACACCGUGUCCGCUCUGGGAAGAAACCUACCCAACGUGCUUCGCUAAUCAUAGAGGGUGAGACAACACACAUGCUGAGAGAAUCGCUAAACAGAACCACAUCGCUUAAUAAAGAGGAAGCCAAUAUCGGCUCAGAGGACAGCUCUCUAUCUGACGCUCUGGUUCUAGACGAUGAUGACCCCCAGGUGACAGGGACACCCACCUUUUCUCCAGCAGCUUCCCCGCACAAAGGCCUCCCUCCCCGGCCCCCCUCCCACAGCCGUCCCCCUCCCCCCCAGUCUCUGGAGGGCCUCAGACACCUGCACUACUCCCGCUCUGAAUACGACAAGUCCCCCAUCAAACCCAAGAUGUGGAGUGAGUCCUCACUGGACGAACCCUACGAGAAGGUCAAGAAACGCUCUUCACACUCCAGACGGUUUCAGAGCUCUGGUAGUGCAGAGGCAGGAGGCAGUAACUCUCUGCAGAGUAGCCCCAUCAGGAGCCUUCCUCACUGGAGCUCCCAGUCCAGCAUGCCCUCCACCCCAGACCUGAGGACCAGGACCCCUCACUACGUACACUCCACCAGGUCUGUGGACAUCAGUCCCACUCGUCUUCACAGUCUGGCUCAGCACUUUAGGAACCGCAGCUCCAGCCUGGAAUCUCAGGGCAAGCUGCUGACCUCCGACCCUGACGCAAACACUCACACACACACCCUGGGAGCCCUGGGCAGCCCGGACUUCUUCCUGGUCCCGGGGACCCGCAGCUCCAACGGCUCGGACCCACUGGAUGACUGUUCAUCAUGUACCUCUCAGAGCAGCUCAGAACACUACUACCCUGGAGGAGCUCCAGGAUCAAACCCCAACUACUCCACCCUGGGAGAGGACUCCCCCUCCAAAGCCAGACAGAGACAAAGACAGAGACACAGGUCGGCAGGUCACCUCGGUUCCUCCAACUCUGGCUCCAUGCCCAACCUGGCGGCCAAGAACGGCUCAGGGGGCGGUGGGACGGGUGGAGGGGUGACGGGCUCGGGACACCACGGGGUCUAUCUCCACAGCCAGAGCCAGCCGUCGUCCCAGUACCGGAUCAAAGAGUACCCCCUGUACGUGGAGGGCAGCCCCAACCCCGUGGUGGUCCGCAGCUUGGAGAGUGACCAGGAGGGUCACUACAGCGUCAAGGCCCAGUUCAAGACCUCCAGCUCCUACACCGCCGGAGGGCUCUACAAGGAGACCUGGGGGGGCGAGGAGGGGGGAGAGGGCAGCGGCAGACUCACCCCGUCCCGCUCUCAGAUCGUACGGACUCCCUCGCUGGGGAGGGACGGGGGAGGAGGGGGGAGGGCGGUGGUGUCGGACGAACUGAGGUGUUGGUACCAGCGCUCGUCGGGCAGCCUGAAGGACAGGAGCCACUCGGCCUCCAACGCGUCGGACGGCGGCUCUCUGCAAGGCACCCUGGGACACGGACGAGGCAGCAGGGUCGGGACGCUGGUCAAGGGAUCACCUGCGGCAUCUCCUCACAGUCAGAGGAGCGGGACUCCCUCCAGUGAACAGGCUGCCUCCCCCACGCCCCCCUGCAGCCCCCAGCACAUCCUUAACUGGCAAAGCGGGUCAUUCAAUGAUAGCUGUUUCCUCAGCAGUCCUCUGUGUUCGGAGCUGGCAGAUGUCCAGUGGUAUGGACACGACAAGGCCAAACCUGGAACCCUGGUCUGACCUACUGACUACCAACCAACGCCUAGUGACCCUCAAUGCCCCCCCCCCCCCACCAUCACUGGUCCUUACCAUCCUGCAACCCCACCAACAACCUGUCAGCCUGACUAGAUUGGCCUUAAAAAGGGCAGAACCCCCCCCCCCCCUUUGGACCUCAGCUUGACUGACUUGGUUCUGGGUUUUACACGGCCGUCUUGGUAAGACACAGCCUCUGAGUGAUUCUGAACUUUAAGCCUGCUCCAGUCUGAGCCCUAGAGGAACCCUGAGUAUUCCCCGGAGGAGGAGCCAGCGCACGCACCGCCCCCCAGAUCAGACUGCACUCCUCUGCCCUGCCCCUGACCUGGUCCAGUGUCUUGCCAGGCAGUCAGAGGAUACCUGAGGGAUUUAAGCCCUUCCUGUGUGUUUCGGCUCGUGUUCUGGAAAUGUCUUUGAAUGUGUCCUCUAGAUCUGCUAGGUUCCAUCCGAUGUCCAUGUUCUUGUCUAGUUCUCUGGUGAUUUUGUUUAAAAAAGAAAAUUAUGAAAACUUCACUGGAGAGGUUCACAUUCAUCUUUUUUCUGAAAACCAGAAUAUUAUUCACCUUUUCAGAAAACUGGGGAAUUCAAAACUAUUAUCAGUCUAAAGAAGAAACUAAAUUCCCCUCAAUUCUAAUGCCAGUCUCACCUCCCAUCUACCACAACCAAAGAUCCACCUGACUGACCAAUGACACUAGUUCUACGGACCCCCUAGGAACACUGCUUUAUCAUUACUGGGAAUCCUCAUUAGAACUGAACGACUGCACCUACUGGGAUGUUAGAGAGCUGAACUGGAAGUGUACUCAUCUCUGGUACUGGGACUAUAAGCCCUGCCGCUGAGCGGCCCUGGGCCGGGCCGUUUUCCUGAUGACUGGGGUGACUCUGCUCUGACGUGGGGCUCGGCGCUGCCAGACCAGAGACAGACUGGGACAGAGGCGGCGGAGUCUUAUUCAGGGUUGCUGAUAAUAUCUCGCCAUUGUUUGGAGUUUGUGAUGGGUGAGACUGAAGCUAUAUGUGUAGCAGUUUUGAGUUGAAUUGGAAGACCACUUACAUUAUAUCUGCAGGCGCUCUCUGGUCCAUUUCAUCUGGCUGCAGCCAUUAUGUUGACUUCCUGGUGAGGAAUGAAAAGCUAUUAUUAGGGUUGUGUGUACAUUUCACUCCUGUCUCUCUCGGUCUCUGGUGAUCAUGGCUGAAUGCUGUGGAGGUGCUGUCCGUCACACAGCUGUGGCUUGAACCUCCAGAGAGCGAUCUUCAUGAUAGUUAAGCAGAGCGUUGAAUUGGUGAGAUGCUGAAUACUUGUCUAGUCAUUGUAGUAGGUGUUGGGAUAUCUGAUAUCUGACUGUCUGUGCAGCCCUGGGUUAAAAAAUGGGACACAACCCAUGUUUAAGGACCUGUCUGUGUGUUUGUGUGUGUGUGUGUGCGUUAUGUCUCACUGUUUGUCCAACCCAAUCAUUGGUCAUUGUCUUAGACAGCAGUGUAGAAUAUAUUGUGGUGUAUUUGGGAUCAGGCAUGAAGUCUGUAAAACCUUUCCAGGGUCCUUGUUUGUAUAGGUCACUAUCUCAGGCUAUACUGUCUCUGCCUAACAUCUCUCCUAGAACUGGUCGAUACACACAAACACACACACACACACACAGCUUGUGUGGAGACACACUCUUUCUACUCUGCUGUGCCAUUUUUGUUGGUGCUUAAAUUAUGUACUGUAAUCUAGCACUGAAAACAGCCACUCACUAAAGCAACACGCUAUGUGUUAGAACCACAGGCCCUUGUCUUGUUGAGGAACUGUCUGCUGUAUAAAGAACCUGUUUCCCAGAGCCAAUAGAACAGCAGGGAGAGGUCUAUACACCAAUCAGAACAGCAGGGAGAGGUCUAUACACCAAUCACAACAGCAGGGAGAGGUCUAUACACCAAUCAGAACAGCAGGGAGAGGUCUAUACACCAAUCACAACAGCAGGGAGAGGUCUAUACACCAAUCACAACAGCAGGGAGAGGUCUAUACACCAAUCAGAACAGCAGGGAGAGGUCUAUACACCAAUCACAACAGCAGGGAGAGGUCUAUACACCAAUCACAACAGCAGGGAGAGGUCUAUACACCAAUCACAACAGCAGGGAGAGGUCUAUACACCGUUGUUUCUUAAUCCUGGUCCUCGGGACUCAAAGGGGUGAACAUUUUAGUUUUUGCCCUAACACUCACACACUUGUUUCAAAUGUUGCCCUACCACUUACACACCUGGUUGACGUAAUCAACCGAUCAUCAAGACUGUAGUUUGAAUCAGGUGUGUGAGUGCCUGGGCAAAAAUUAAAACUUGCACUUUGGGUCCCGAGGACCAGGAUUAAGAAACACUGCUAAACACCAAUCAGACAGCUGGAUCAACUGUGAGUUUUUGACUACCAGAACACACAGAUCAACAGUGACAUACAAGGUACAAAGACAGAAGCCUGACAUCUAGUUCUGCCCCUGACGUGUUGAAACACACAGCAAAGGGAAUCACGAUCAUCUGCAUAAAAACACAGAAUGACAGUAAUAGACAUGAUAGCAAUGAAAACCCACACACACAUCUGGCAUAGAAAUAAUGUCACCCCACAACCAAACAGGGUGUCUAUAUAAUAGUGCUUCUAUUUCUGUAGAUGUGUUCAUCAACAAACUGAAUUAUGACCUUGGCUUCAUCAUGGAUGCCGUCAGUGUAUCCCACGGUAACAGGGCUGUGACACAGAGAGAAUGUGAAGCCAUACCCAUGAACCAUCUCGUUUAUGGUGAAAUGGAUACUAUAGAUUUCAUAUACAUCGCGCUUACAUAAACCAACUUAACUUACCAUCUCUUACCACAAACAAUUUCUUAAACAGGUAUUUUAAAGCACACCUGGUUUUGUACCGGGAAAAUAAAACUCUGCCUAAUGUCGCUGUAAUACUGUAGGCCUUUGCGUGGACAGUAUUGUGUGUAUGAAAAAAUAAGCAAAUAAUGGCAGUCCCCUCUCACGUCUUGUCUGUGCUUUGUACAGGCUCAUAUCCUCUCUAGAUUUAAAAAAAAAAAAAGAUCUAAAAACACUGUGUAAAGUUGAACUUGCACUGAUCAGCAGGUUGGACAGUUAUCUUCUUGGUUAUGGCCCCAACACUGUCUGGUCCUCUAAAUGAUUCCCCUCUGCUAGACCUCUGCUGGCUUACAACAUUCCAUGCAUGCUCUGUGGUUCCUUAAACAAACAUUAGCAGACCAACCCGAAACGUGACCAGUCCAGCUGUAAGCACCUCUCCUCCCUUACCUUCACUUUCUAGACAGAGAAGCGUCCCUGUAUCCAUGACAAAACCUCCCCAACCUCCACUUUGACCUUUGUCCUGACCCCUGUGGUAAUCUCUGACCUCUGAGCCCAAUGUGACGCAAUGUGUUUUACCCCUUCUCUGUAACCAUCUUACACCCAUGCUGUCUGUCCAUAGAAACAGAAUACAUUUUUAUAGUUAAACAAGAUUAACUCUUUUAUCAAGCUCUUUCCUGUACGUUACUGUCCGGAGGGACACUGUAAGCCUAUGUGGGGUUUUUAACAUUCACUGCUGUUUUAACCACAUUCCUUUUUCUAUGAACCAGUAUUAGUUGUCUCUUUGGUUUUUCUAAGUUCCCGACAUAGCAACAGUCAUUGCAGGUGCUACACAAUGACCAGUUGCUGCUUUGUCGCUGAUAGGUUCUCCUCAUUGUUGUCAAUAGUUUCAAUACCAGUUGCAGUGCAGAGCAAAAAGCGUUUGCACCAGUUCAGUAGGUCACCCCUCCACCAAACCAUAGAGCAUGUUACAUGAUUUCAUUGGUUCUCUUCAACUGUAACCUGACACUGAAGGGGUUGUAGAGAAAACAAUGUGGAAUUGACAAAAAAAAAUGUUACAUUUCACAGUUAAUUUAUUCUUUUUUUUCUAUUAAGAAUUUGUAUAGUAACUUUACAUUUUUCCAAAACGUGUUGUUGGCAACUGAUGAUGAAUUUUCCAGAUGAAAAGACAUGUUGGUUCUUGAGAUUAUGAAAAUAAAUUAUUGCUGAAUGUUCUCAA
Messenger RNA from Esox lucius (northern pike), 7791 nucleotides. RefSeq names its product FERM domain containing 4A (gene frmd4a). The transcript is spliced from 24 exons. Gene Ontology annotation, cellular component: adherens junction; cytoskeleton; bicellular tight junction. Gene Ontology annotation, biological process: establishment of epithelial cell polarity. Lineage: Eukaryota; Metazoa; Chordata; Actinopteri; Esociformes; Esocidae. The record is from RefSeq and is a predicted model, not a curated record. Bases 439 to 3759 code for a protein of 1106 amino acids.